GUCCAUCAGCAGCAGCCACCUGUUCAACAGGUUCACCAGCAACAACCACCUCCCCCUCAACAGGUCCAUCAACAGCAGCAAGCACCCCCUCAACAGGUCCAUCAACAGCAGCAACCGCCCCAACAACAGGUCCACCAACAGCAACAGCCUCCCCCUCAACAGGUCCAUCAACAGCAGCAGCCACCACCUCAACAG
Molecule: messenger RNA, 195 nt
Organism: Cooperia oncophora
Lineage: Eukaryota; Metazoa; Nematoda; Chromadorea; Rhabditida; Trichostrongylidae
Source: the annotation of a GenBank genome assembly